Gossypium arboreum is the source of this 2634-nucleotide messenger RNA. Its product is annotated as phosphatidylinositol 4-kinase gamma 3. The transcript has 5 exons. Bases 571 to 2316 code for a protein of 581 amino acids. The record is from RefSeq and is a predicted model, not a curated record. Gene Ontology annotation, molecular function: protein binding. NCBI's taxonomy places the organism in Eukaryota, Viridiplantae, Streptophyta, Magnoliopsida, Malvales, Malvaceae.
UUGUACUGUCUCUAAACCUUCACUCUCUCUCUCUCUCUCUCUCUCUCUGUUUCUCAGAGUGAGAAAAAAAAUAAAAGAAGAAGAAAUCCAUUUUCUUAAAACCAUUUUUCGUGCUAAUAUUUGAAGAAAAUCUCUAAAAUUAAACAAAGAAAGAAACCUGCGACAACGUAUUCCUUUUUCUUGCAUUUCGAGUUUUCCAUUUCUUCACCUGAAUUUUUUUUUUCAUAGUCUUUUGAUUUUGUUUUCUUCAGGGGGUUUGGACUUUCUUUAUAUUUCAAGGAAAUCUGUGGAGUGAAAAUGGAUCCUAAGCUCUUCUUUAUCCUCGGAGAAAACUAGGAUUUAUGGGAAGCUCUUCCUGUUUCCUCCUAAAAUUUUCUUUUCUUUUUGAAUUUUCCUUUGGAGGAAGUUUGAACUUGAAAUUGCUGUAAGGUCCUGGACUUUCUCGAUGUUCCAAGGAAACCUGGGAGUGAAAAUGGAUUCUAGGCUCUUUUUUAUCCUUGGAGAAAACUAGGUUUCUGGGAACCUUACUAUGACCAUUAACUGUUUCUGCCUAUAGGGUAGACAAAUACAAUGUCGAUUGCCAGUGUAGCCUUUAGCUCAGCAAUUGAAGAGUUUGCUUGUUUCCCUGAAAAUUUUGCCCAUAGAUAUGGUCAGACAUUGAGCAACUCAAUCUUAAUUUUUCUCUCUGUUGGGGGGUCUAUCAUUCCCAUGCGUGUAAUGGAGUAUGAUUCAAUUGCCUCUGUAAAGCUAAGGAUUCAGACUUCAAAAGGGUUUUUUGUGAGGAAGCAGAAGUUAGUUUUCGAAGGUAGAGAACUGGCUCAGAAUAAUUCUCGUGUCCAGGACUAUGGUGUUGCUGAUGGGAAUGUAUUGCAUCUGGUGUUAAAGCUUUCAGAUCUCCAGGCUAUCACUGUUAGGACUGUAUGUGGUAAGGAGUUUGAGUUUCACAUUCCAAGGGGUAGAAACGUGGGUUAUGUGAAGCAACAAAUUGCUAAGAAGGGAAAAGGAUUUCUUAAUCUCAAGGAUCAGGAACUGGUAUGCAACGGUGAGGAGCUUGAAGAUCAGAGACUAAUUGCUGAUAUCUGCAAAAAUAGUGAUGCUGUUAUUCACUUGCUAGUUCGAAACUCUGCUAAAGUACGGGCUGUUCCUAUUGAAAGAGAUUUUGAAGUUUCUAUUGGGACAUUGAGUUUGAAUGAGGGGCCACAUGCUGCUAGACAAUACUUGGGUGACACAUCCUCUGUGGAAAAUCUGAUCUGGGCAGGGAAGCUGUUCCAAAGAGAUUCCAUUCUGGAGCCUCUGGUUGUUAAUUCGAAGAUUCAAUUGCCAAUGGUUACUAAAGAACUAAUUGACUUAACUUUUGAUGGAUUACAGCAAGGCAGCAGGCCUAUCAGGUCAUCAGAGGGGUCAGGUGGAGCUUACUUCAUGCAAGAUUCAUCUGGUCAGAAGUAUAUCUCCGUCUUUAAGCCUACUGAUGAAGAGCCAAUGGCUGUAAAUAACCCACAUGGCCUCCCCUUGUCACUAGAUGGUGAAGGGCUGAAGAAAGGCACAUGUGUAGGAGAAGGUGCACUGAGAGAAGUUGCAGCUUACCUGUUGGACCAUCCAAUGACUGGGCCUCGCUCAUUUGAUAGUGGAGAGAAGGGCUUUGCUGGGGUUCCUCCUACUGUGAUGGUUAAGUGCUUGCAUAAAGCAUUUAAUUAUCCGGACGGUUAUGAUUAUGAUUGCAAGAUUGGGUCACUGCAGAUGUUUGUAAACAACGUUGGAAGUUGUGAAGAUAUGGGCUCUCGUGCUUUCCCAGUGGAUGAGGUGCAGAAGAUCUCUGUGUUGGACAUAAGGUUGGCAAAUGCAGAUAGGCAUGCUGGAAAUAUACUGGUCACAAGAAAUUGUGAGGAAGGUCGGUUUUCACUUGUUCCUAUUGACCACGGCUACUGCUUACCUGAGAAUUUCGAGGAUUGCACGUUUGACUGGCUCUACUGGCCUCAAGCUCGUGAACCUUAUUCCCCAGAUGUCAUCAAGUAUAUUAAAUCGCUGGAUGCUGAACAAGACAUUGAACUUCUAAGGUUCCAUGGUUGGGACAUGCCACCCAAAUGUGCUCGCACUUUUCGCAUCUCCACAAUACUUCUAAAGAAAGGUGCGGAGAGAGGACUCACACCCUAUGCUAUUGGAAGAAUCAUGUGCAGGGAAACAGUGAAACAGGAGUCGGUGAUUGAGCAGAUUGUUAAAGAAGCAGAGGAAGCUCUGCUUCCCGGAAUGAGUGAUGAUGCAUUCUUUGAAGCAGUGACAUUGAUCAUGGAUAGGCGUCUUGAUGAUUUGACCUCUUAAACCAACUAGUUGGGUAGGGUUUGGAUAUCUUCGUUUUCAACAUCACAUGCUUAAUGCACAACAAUGAUGGGAGUCCAUGUUUUUGUUAAAUGGUCUUGGCAUAAGUUCUGUGUAGUAGUCGGAUUGUUGCUCGAACUUGUGUUUCCAUCGUCUGUUUUAUUUUGUUGGUGCAUCUAAAUUUCUAUUAUGCAGAACGACCUCAAACCGUACCAUACUACUUGGAAAUGUCUAUUAAGUAAUCUAUCCAAGAACAAACUGUAUCGGGGAGGCUCUAGUUGUUAGCUAUGUGAAUAACAGUACAAAUCUCAUCAGCUUUAA